This is a messenger RNA of Rotaria sp. Silwood2, 273 nucleotides long. Lineage: Eukaryota; Metazoa; Rotifera; Eurotatoria; Philodinida; Philodinidae. The record is from the annotation of a GenBank genome assembly.
AUGGAAUAUUCAUCUGUUGGAUUAAAUGAUCUACCUGAUGAAAUUCUUAUGAUUAUUUUUAAAAAAAUGAGCACUCUUGAAGUACUUUAUUCUUUACAAGGUGUCAAUCAACGACUAAGUAAAAUUGUUCAUGAUUCAAUUUUUACAAGUAUUUUGACUUUUGUCAAAUGGUUGUCACGUAAUUUUAUCGAUCUAUUUUGUCGUAAUAUGAUACUUGAUCGAUUUCGUUUACAAAUUUUACCGGAAAUUCAUCAAUUAAAUCGAAUGGCUUGA